Molecule: messenger RNA, 411 nt
Organism: Babesia sp. Xinjiang
Lineage: Eukaryota; Apicomplexa; Aconoidasida; Piroplasmida; Babesiidae
Exons: 1
Coding region: 1-411 (136 amino acids)
Source: RefSeq, a predicted model, not a curated record
AUGACUGACACGCGCCGCCACGAGCUGAUUGUUGUUAAUGACAGCCAGAAAACUGGCGAAGUAGUUGAGGAGUGCAGCACACUGCUUAGAGAUGUUGGUACACAUCUGACACUGUCAAUACAUUUUCAGCGCAUGGUUGACGAGAUUGUACUGAAGGCGCCUCUGAGGCACGCAACACGCGCAGUGGCCAUCUACGAACAACUCCGACGUCAAUUCACUGACUUGGCAGCAAAAAUCGAGCUCCGUGACAUCUUCGUGAGUGAUAUACUUCCAUCUCAUGACUGUAUCGCAGAAGGGCGAGUCAGGGAAGGAGAGGCGCAGAUUGUCAAUGCUCGAGAUCCGAAUAACAUUCCCAUAGAAAACUAUCAGCCUACGAUUCUAAGAGCACUUCGAAACAUGAAAUUAAAAUGA